Molecule: messenger RNA, 2079 nt
Organism: Bathycoccus prasinos
Lineage: Eukaryota; Viridiplantae; Chlorophyta; Mamiellophyceae; Mamiellales; Bathycoccaceae
Product: sulfite reductase subunit beta
Exons: 2
Coding region: 1-2079 (692 amino acids)
Biological process (GO): sulfate assimilation
Cellular component (GO): chloroplast stroma; sulfite reductase complex (NADPH)
Molecular function (GO): heme binding; sulfite reductase (ferredoxin) activity; 4 iron, 4 sulfur cluster binding
Source: RefSeq, a predicted model, not a curated record
AUGUCGACGACGGCAACGUCAUCAACGACCAACAACACCGGCGUUGCUGCUGCUUCCUGGGGGAAGUUGUCCUUCAGACGAAGUCAUCAAAAUGCAACGACGACGAAUAACAAAAACGUUAAAGUCCGAGGACAACAAACUUUAAAACAACUGAGAAGAAGAUCAAACUUAACCAUCGUCAACGUGGCCACGCCGUCGAAGAAAUCGUCUGCGGAACCACCGAAAGAACCGAAAAGGUCCGCGGUGGAAAUCAUCAAAGAAAACUCGGAUUUUUUACGCCACCCUCUGAUUGAGCAGUUGGCGACGCCGGAGACGUUCAUUUCCGAAGACGCCGCGCAAUUGUAUAAGUUCCACGGUGGAUACCAACAAGACGAUCGCGAGAAGAGAUCGUUCGGGGAAGGAAAAUUUUACCAAUUCAUGAUGCGAACGAAACAACCGGCUGGUUUAGUCUCGAAUAAGUUGUAUUUAACCAUGGACGACUUGGCGAAUACGCACGGGAACGGGACGUUACGUUUGACGACGAGACAGACCUACCAGUUGCACGGUAUUUUGAAACAAGAUUUGAAGCAAACGUUUAGAACGGUCAUUCAAAACAUGGGGUCCACGUUAGGCGCGUGCGGGGAUAUUAACCGGAACGUGACCGCGGCGCCGUGUCCGGACAAGAAGAACCCGAGUUACGAAAUCGCGCAAACGCUUGCGCUCGACAUCGCGGAACUGUUAGCACCGCAAUCGGGGGCGUAUUACGACGUCUGGCUCGAUGGAGAACAAGUCAUGACGGUGGAAAAGCCUGAAAUUACGAAAGCGAGAAUGGAUAACUCCAACGGGACGAACUUUGAAGGAAGCCAAGAACCGAUUUACGGGAGUCUCUUUUUGCCGAGAAAGUUCAAGAUUGGCGUCACGGUCCCCGGGGAUAAUCACAUCGAUUUCUUGAGUAACGAUAUCGGUAUUUGCGUCGUGAACGAUGCCGGCGGCAAACACGUCGGGUAUAACGUCUACGCCGGCGGCGGUAUGGGACGCUCGCACAGAAACAACGAAACUUUCCCGAGAAUCGCAUCGCCGAUUGGCUACGUCGAUAAAGAUGAUAUUUUUUACGCCGUCAAAGCUAUCGUUUGCACACAAAGAGAUUACGGCAGACGGGACGACAGAAAACAGUCCAGAUUAAAAUAUCUCGUCCACAGCUGGGGCGUCGAGAAGUUCACCUCGGUCACGGAACAAUAUUUCGGCAAGAAGUUUCAACCGAUUGCGCCGUUGCCGGAGUUCGAAUUUAAAUCGUACCUCGGGUGGAACGACCAAGGCGAUGGGAAGUUAUGGUACGGUGUCCACGUCCAAAACGGUCGCUUAAGAGGUGAAUUGAAAAAAGCCUUGAGAUUGGUCAUCGAAAGAUACGAGUUACCGGUGCGUUUGACCGCGCAACAAGAUUUACUCUUGUGCGACGUCGACCCGAAGUGGAAGGAUGACAUUCACCAAACUUUGAAAAACGCCGGUUUGAAAGAUUUGGACGACAUCGAGCCGAACGACCAGUUAUCCAUGGCGUGUCCGGCGUUGCCUUUGUGUGGCUUAGCAAUUACCGAAGCCGAGAGAGGUUUACCGGACAUCAACAAGAGACUUCGCGAGGUCAUGGAAACCGUCGGCUUGACGAAAUCCGACGACAUUAUGAUUCGCAUGACUGGUUGCCCGAACGGGUGCGCGAGACCAUACAUGGCCGAACUCGGUUUCGUCGGCGAUGGCCCGAACUCAUACCAAAUCUGGUUGGGCGGUACCAGAAACUUAACCGGAAUUGCCCGAGCGUACGAAGACAAGGUGAAGGUGGACGAUUUGGAGACGUUUUUCGAACCGAUUUUCGCGUAUUGGAAACAAAAUCGUAACAGCGGCGAAGAGUUUGGUCAGUUCGUCAACCGCGUUUCGUUUGAAGAAAUGAAAGCGUUCUCGGGAUCAUACGUCCCGGGACAACUCGUUUCCGCGGAACGAUUGCCGAGAGUCAUGGUCGAAAGAGCGGCGCUGGAUAAAUUGAUCAAAUACGCGGAAGAGAACAACACGACGCUGACUGCGGCGGCAACGAAAGCCAUCAUGGACUUGUAA